This is a messenger RNA of Perca flavescens (yellow perch), 2666 nucleotides long. RefSeq names its product F-box protein 8 (gene fbxo8). Gene Ontology annotation, molecular function: protein binding; guanyl-nucleotide exchange factor activity. The record is from RefSeq and is a predicted model, not a curated record. NCBI's taxonomy places the organism in Eukaryota, Metazoa, Chordata, Actinopteri, Perciformes, Percidae. Gene Ontology annotation, biological process: regulation of ARF protein signal transduction. Bases 373 to 1341 code for a protein of 322 amino acids. The transcript is spliced from 8 exons.
GAGUUUAUCUAGCUAGUUUAUCAAUUUGUCAUAGGCAAUGCAAACAUUUACAUAGAAAAUCAAUGCGUUCGACUCAUCGUUGUAAAAUUCUAAAUUGUCCUUCAGUUCAUGUUUCUGUGAUGACUGGGGAGAGAACAGGGGAGGGGCAGAGGUGACAGGAGAAGGAGGAGUGUGUAAAAAUACAUCCAUGGUGUCAAACAGAUGAUAGACCGCGGUAUGAAGGGUUCCCCCUGAACCUAAGGAGCAACUGCUCUAUUUUUAGUUGUGCUUGGCUAAAUGAAAUGACAACUGGAUACGUUUGACAGCGAGGGAACCGCAUUUCCAGCUGUACUUGUGUGCAGGUCGGGUUGUCAGAGGACUCACUAAACUCAGAUGGGUCAAGCACUGUGGAGGCUGCCUCCCAGACAACAGCAGCAGCUUCAGGAAGAGCUUGCAGACCGACUGGCUGACCAAGGAGGAGGAGGAGGAAGACAAGAGCAAGGGAGAGAUGGAGGUCCCCAGAGAAGAGUUCCUCAGCAGUGUCAUGGCCCUGACAUCUACCAUCUGCUGAGAACACGCAUGGGAGGUAGGGAACAGCAUGGUUUUAUAGAUUUGGAGAUGUUGCCACCCGAAUUAGGCAUCACCAUACUGUCGUACCUGAAUGCUACUGAUCUGUGCCUGGCGGGCUGUGUGUGGCAGGACCUGGGAAAUGACGAAUAUCUAUGGCAAGGGCUGUGUAAGUCCACAUGGGGACACUGCUCCAUCUACAACAGAAGACUACCUGCUGGUUUCUCAUACAGAAGACUAUAUCUCCAACUAGAUGAAGGCAGCCUGACAUUCAAUUCCAACUCACAGGAGGGUAUCGGGUAUUUCAUGUCUAAAGGUAUACUAGCGGAUCAUCCGACAGAGCUGGCUAAAUUCAUCUUCUACACUAGACGGCUCAACUGGAAGAUGCUGAGGGUUUACCUGGAUGAAAGGCGGGAUGUCCUGGAUGAGUUGGUGACCCUCCAUAACUUCAGUAACCAGUUUCUACCCAACGCUCUGCGGGAUUUCUUCAGACACAUCCACGCACCAGAGGAGAGAGGAGAGUAUCUGGAAACCCUCAUCACCAAGUUCAGCCACAGGUUUUGUGCCUGUAACCCUGGCCUUGUGAGAGACCUGGGCCUCAGUCCUGAUGCGGUGUACGUGCUGUGCUACAGUCUGAUCCUGCUGUCCAUCGACCUGACCAGCCCCCACGUCAAAAACAAAAUGUCCAAGAGGGAGUUUAUCAGGAACACUCGCCAAGCAGCACAUAAUGUCUCAGACGACUUUGUAGGCCACCUCUAUGACAACAUAUACCUGAUUGGCCACGUGGCUGCGUAGCUCCACCUACCAGCUGACCAGUCGAAAUCCUCAUACUGCACUGAAGAAUAGGAACAGGUGAUUGGGUUCCUAUACAUGUCUGGAAAGUAUGAAACUGUGGAGAUUGAUUUUUUACAAUUUUCAUGACAACCAAUAAAUCUUACUAGAAAGUCUCGACAAAGAAAUACAAAUCACUGCACUGUGAGAGAGACUAUUAGUAAUGUUCAUAGAUUUUAAUCAAAGGUGUGACACAUCUGAAAUGUCUUUAAAACCAAAGUCAGUGCAAAGAAGGAGGUUUUAAAGUGGAACCAUGGCUGCUUCUCAUGUUGCUUAAAUUGCCCCCUCGACUCCUCCACUUGCCUCCCGAGGAAAUCAUGGGAGGAGAGAGGAACCGAGGAAAUGUGUUUCAGAGGGAUGAGACGUCUUUUCCUCUGAUGCGUCAUAUGAAUUUGUCAGCUGUUUGGGCGGAGUUAGCAACUCCUUCAGCUGCACGGCUUCAAGGUAGACUGCUCUCUGUAUCCUCGCCUAUAGCUCCACGGUGAUCCCUCCUCGAUGCUCGCUCCUCUGGGUGGACAUAAGGGCUUUGAGACGGCCUUCACAAAGGAGGGACAGAACAACUUCCGGUUCAGCCGAGAAGCGAGGAGCUAUCAAAGAAGCGACCUGAGAAGCAGCCUAUGUAAGACGAGCUAUGAUAACUGCACUGACGGAUGGUGACUACUGAUUGGUGGCGGGAGGAGGCGAAAGCACUGCCCUCAGCCUGUCACAGAUGCUGGGACAGUCCUGCUGAUUUCCUAUUGGACAGCUGCUUCACGUUCGCCAGUGGGACAAACACUUGUAGGAAGUGACACAGGGGGGGGCGUUAUUAUGAGGCAAACACAAGACCACUCACAAACAUCAAUAGUAACAUUUGCCAGCAACUAAUGACAAAGGUACAUGGGAGCUAUCCUGCAAAUCAGUUGACUUGAUACAUUAUCCAGAAUGUCCAGGUGUCAACUAGAUCUGGUUCUCUGUGGUUCAUACUAGAUGUGUUUUUUUGUUCUCCAUUUUAUGAGUAACAUGAACAAGACAACAACACAUUGGGCCUCAUAUACAUAUAUCCUUAAUCCAUACUUUUCUUUUGCUUGUAUGUGUUCCAAGUCCGAGUCACCAUCUGCACAAACUUGACGUAAAUGUCUCAUUUCAGUCUGAUGAAUGUCACCUGUCCAUGAGGAGGUGUGUGCUUGUGAGAUUUAAAUAUUAGCAUAAUCAACACUGCUAAAACUGCCAUAUAGGGCUACCUGUUCCACUCUGUUUGUGUGCAGUUUCAUUCACAAAAGUUUAGCAAAGAGUAAAAAGAAGAAUUGCAU